Messenger RNA from Spirodela intermedia, 2323 nucleotides. The record is from the annotation of a GenBank genome assembly. NCBI's taxonomy places the organism in Eukaryota, Viridiplantae, Streptophyta, Magnoliopsida, Alismatales, Araceae.
AUGGAAGGCCCGACGAUUUCGACCCCUCUCCACGUCUCGCCCCCGCCACCUCCUAGACCUCGAGGAAGUCAAUGGCGGCAGCAGGACUCCGUCUUCGUCUCCGCUGCCACGGCCGCCGCCGACAGUGCCACCUCCAUCCCCCACCUGAGGCAGCUCCACGCCCAGCUCCUCAAGGUGGGCGUCCGCGACAUCUCCCUUCCUCUUCUCUCCAAGCUCCUAUCCUUCUCCCUGUCCUCCGCCUCCAGCUCUUCCUUACAUUACGCCGUCUCCGUAUUCUGCGGGGUGGCGGCACCGCCGAUCCCCCUCUGCAACCGCCUCCUUAGAGUACUCUCCCGCAGCGCUGAACCCGACACAGCCCUCCUCGCCUACGCCCGCAUGAGAGAGGACGACGUCCCCCUGGACAGAUUCAGCUUCCCGCCGCUGCUCAAGGCCGUGGCGAGAGUCCGCCCCCGACCGGCGGCGGUGGGCGUAGGCAGGGACCUCCACGGGCUCGCCGCCAAGCUCGGCUUCGACUCCGAUCCCUUCGUCCAGACGGGCCUCAUCCGAGCUUACUCCACCACAGGUCUCGUCGACGACGCCCGCCGAAUGUUCGACCAUAUGGCUCACAGAGACCUCGUCGCCUGGGGCGUCAUGCUCGAUGGGUAAGUUGUCUGUCUGUCUGUCUGUCUCUCUGUCUCUCUCACGUAGAAGUUGCGCAAUUUUCGGCAGAUACUACCAGACGGGUUGCUACGAGGAGGUCCUCUCCCUGUUCGGAGAAAUGCAGGACGAGGUGGCCACCUCCUUUGACGCGAUCAUUCUGGCCACCGUUCUCUCCGCCUGCGGCCGCAUGGGCGACCUGAGCUCCGGCCGCGCUGUGCACGCCUACAUUGCCAACGCGGGCCUGGAGGUGGACGACCAUCUUCGAGCCGCGUUGAUCGGUAUGUACGCCGGCUGCGGCGCGAUGGACCUCGCCCGUACCCUCUACGACGAGGCCCCCUCGCGGAACCCGGUCGCCGCCACCGCCCUAAUCUCCGGCUAUGCCAGGGCCGGCAUGGCCCCCGCCGCGCGGGCCGUGUUCGAAACCAUGAGCGAGCGGGACCUCGUCGCGUGGACGGCGAUGGUGGCGGGGUAUGUGGACUGUGGGCGCCCGCGGGAGGCGCUGGCGCUGUUCAACGAGAUGAGGGCCCGCGGGGUGCGGCCCGACGGGGUUGCCGUGCUGGGCGCCAUCUCCGCCUGCGCCGAGCUUGGCGCGCCCGCCGCCGCGAGGUGGGUGCAUCGCCUCGCCGACCGCGGCGGCUUCCUGAAAGCCACGCCGGUUGGCAACGCGCUGGUGGCCAUGCACGCAAAGUGCGGUAGCCUUACCGCUGCGAGGAGGGUGUUCGAUGGAAUGCCCCACAGGAACGUCAUCUCCUGGACCGCAAUGAUCCACGGCUACGCCAUGUAUGGCGACGGCGCCGCCGCCCUGCGAGAGUUCGACAGGAUGAAAUCCGCCGGUGUGGAGCCCAACGAAGUCACCUUCCUGGGGCUUCUCUACGCCUGCGCACAUGCCGGCCUGGUCGACGACGGUCGUCGAGUCUUUGACGCCAUGGUCGCCGCCCACGGGGUCACCGCCAAGGUGGAGCAUUACGGCUGCAUGGUAGACCUCCUCGGGCGGGCCAAGCUCCUGCCGGAGGCCAUAGAGCUCAUCGAGGGAAUGCCUUUCGAGCCCAACGUCAUCGUCUGGGGGGCCCUCCUCGCGGCCUGCAGAGUCCACGGGGAGCUCCAGCUGGGAGAGACGGCGGCGAGGAGGAUCCUGGAGCUCGACCCGGACCACGACGGAGCUUACGUCCUCCUCUCCAACAUCUACGCCGGCGCCGGACGGUGGGCAGCGGUGGCGGAGGUGAGGAAGACGAUGAAGGCGAGGGGCCUGGUGAAGGAGAGGGGCUGCAGCUGGACGGAGGCCGGCGGCGAGGUCCACGAGUUCGCCACCGCCGACGAGGCCCACCCGAGGUCCGGCGAGAUCCGCGCCAAGCUGGGGGAGGUUGUGGAGAGGCUGGAGGCCGCCGGCGGGUACGUGCCAGACACGCGCUGCGUGCUGCUGGACCUCGAGGAAGAGGACGAUCGGAAGCGGGCAGUGCUCCUGCACAGCGAGAAGCUCGCCCUCGCCUUCGCGCUCAUCGGCGACGGCGACGGGCGGCGGCGGGGAGGGUGCGUGCGGAUAGCGAAGAACCUUAGGGUUUGCGAGGACUGCCACGCCUUCAUGGCGGCCUUCUCCGGGGUCUUCGCCACGGAGGUCGUUCUCAGAGACAGGACCCGGUUCCACCAUUUCAGGGACGGGAGGUGCUCCUGCAAUGGGUUCUGGUGA